AUGGCAGCAACCUUCUCAUACGCGCAAGCCGCGAAAGGCAUCUCGAGCCCAGUCUCCAUCAGCAAGCCAGCUUCUGGCUCUGCAACACCGGCCAAGGUCGAUGCCUCUAAAGCCGCGAUCACCUCCGUCACUCAAGUAAACAAUUGGGCCGACGAUGCCGAGACUGAGUCCUCGACCGACCGACCCGCGACGAACGGCGAGCUCCGAACAUCCGCCUCGAAGCCUACGACCCCUGCUCAGUCCGCCGAGUCGAUUGAAACACCCACUCCUGACAUUGAUUCUCUGUCAGCUUCGACAGUGACAAAGGACGACGAUGUGUCCUCCCAGCCUAACAUGUCCUCUGAGUCCACAUGGGACAACAAGUCGCAGGCUUCUACUUCGGUCGACAAGCCUGUUGAGCCAGUGGAGAAGACAUCAGAGAAGCCAGAGAGAAGCGAAAAGAGCAAAAAGGGCAAGAAGAACCACGACAAGGGCGAGAAGGAGAAGGAGAAGGAGAAGGAGAAGGAGAAGGAGAAGGAGAAGGAGAAAGAGAAGGAGAAGGAAACGGAGCCAGCUAAGCCUCUCAAGGAGGCACCUCUGCCCACGGUGAACAUCUGGCAACAGCGCGCAGAUGAGCAGAAGACCAAGGCAAAGCCUGUAGUUUCGCCACUCGCAACGGCAGGGGCCAAGAAGAGCACCCCUGAAGGGAGAACCGCAGCUACUGAGAGCAAGUCAAAGGGCCGUGAGGAGGAUAAGUCGGUUCCUUCGCGAAAGGAUACAAGGGGAGAUGCGGAGAAGAAGGGAACUAAGGGCAGGCCCUACGAGAAGGAUGCAAAGGCAGCGUCAAGCGCCAUGCCCCUUCCUCCUAACCAAGACCAGAAAUCUUGGCCGACACCGGAGAUAGUGGUGGACGAGGACCGUAAAAAGGCUCAAGAGAAGGGUGAGAAGGAGCGCAAAGACAGCGCACCCAGCGCCACCUCAGGCAAACAGGAAUGGGUAAAGGUCCCGUACACACCAUCCGUUGUCUUCAACACACCGUUACCUAGUGCGACAAGCUCACGCAGGGGUGGCAGGCCUGGGGGUCGUGGAGGAGCUCAAUCUGGCGGCAGACCUGCUGGCUUAGGUGCGAACGGUGUUGCGCAACCUGAAAAGGAUGCAUCAACAACAGACACCGCACCCAACGGCGAGCAGCCUAAACGUGAAGUCAACGGUGUUGCCGGAGAUGCGUCUCCCAAACCCAAUCGCACAGGAAGUGCUUUAUCGCCGGUUCUCAAGGAGCAAGUACCAGCAGUCAACGGAGAGAAGUCUCUGAAGGGGCCUGGUGCUGCACCAUUUGAGCCCGAGGCACCCAAGCGUGCCUCCACCACGGGAGAUGUGCCUAACCAGAAUGGAACAUUCCCUCGUCAGUACCCCAACAGGCCUGGUAAGGGUCGCAGGGGCGACUUCGCCGGCUCCGAGCGAAGAAGGGAGGGUGAUGCGUCCCCUAUCAAGGAUGCCAAUGGCGCCGCCACUCAGACCGAUGGCUCUGGUGAGAACGAGCGACGACCGUUCGACGGGCCGAACGGCGUCCACUCAAAGCAGAGCCGGUACAACAACUCGUACGCUGGCGGGCGGGACAGGCCGCGCGGUGGUGGUCGAGGAGGCCGUGGUGGGUUCACCAACGGUCACCAGUUCACUAAUGGACACGCUCAGCCGAGCAGUGGGUCGUUCUCGAUGGGCCCCAGCUCGCCCACCACCUUCAACCCUGGGAACAACUCUUUCUUCACAGCACCCCAGAGCAAGUUCGGUCGCAACAGCCAUCGCUCACAGUCUGUUGCCGAGACUUUCCGCUACCCGCCGUUCCAAGGUGCUCCUCAGAUGGCUCCUCUCAACACCUACAAUGCGUACGACUACAACAUGAUGCAGCCCAUGAGCGCUGCCCCUUACAACCCAUAUGGUGUCGACCAGUUCGCUCUGUUCCAGAUGAUCACGACUCAAGUGGAAUACUACUUCUCAGUGGACAACUUGUUGAAAGACAUGUACCUGCGCAGGCACAUGGACUCUCAAGGUUUUGUAUCCCUUGACUUCAUCGCUGCCUUCAACCGUGUCAAGAAUUUGACCACCGAUGUAGAGCUGCUCAAGCUUGUCUGCCAGCAGUCUAGCCACGUUCAAUAUCGCACUGGCGAGGAUGGCCGUGACAGGCUCCGCCGCCGCGAGGGAUGGGAGCAGUGGGUACUUAGCAUGUCCGACCGAGACGAGUCUGCCCAGAACGAGGGCCCAAAGGAACUGCACAACCCUCCAGUCCCUAAUCCUGCUGGCUUCGAUCAGUCCAAUCCUCCUCAGUACCCGACCAUGCACAUUGGGUACGGAAACGAUGUAUCAUAUCCCCAGCAGAACCCUUUCGUUCCAAGCGCUCCUCAAGACGCCGCCGCGGUACCAACCGAGGACUUGACCAACGGUACAAACCCGGACGGCGCGAACGGCGCUGCUAUAUCGAAUGGUCGACCCGUCGAGGAAUCGACCAAGGCUGUGAGUGCAGAACCCGAUUCAUUUUCUGACGCGCAGUUGGGAAACUUGGCAAUUAUUGUUCGCAAGACAAAUAAGUUAUUGCCAGCGUUGCGCCCUUCAGCUUUAUGAACGUUUUCUAACGGUUCCCUCGAUAGUAA
This is a messenger RNA of Ascochyta rabiei, 2624 nucleotides long. RefSeq lists its product as uncharacterized. The record is from RefSeq and is a predicted model, not a curated record. NCBI's taxonomy places the organism in Eukaryota, Fungi, Ascomycota, Dothideomycetes, Pleosporales, Didymellaceae. Gene Ontology annotation, biological process: positive regulation of translation. The transcript is spliced from 2 exons. The coding region runs from base 1 to 2595 and encodes 864 amino acids. Gene Ontology annotation, molecular function: RNA binding. Gene Ontology annotation, cellular component: cytoplasmic stress granule; cytosol.